UUCCAAGACAACGAUUGCGCUGUUUAAAGUUAUCCGCAAUAUCAGUAACGAAAGAAACCUUGUCACUUAUAAUAAUAAUUUAUAUUAAUUUUAUCAAUUUAUUAUUUUAUUAUUACAUUGUAUCAUUACAUACAACAAUAACAUUUAUACCGUAUUAAAGAAAUUAUAAUUAUGGUACAAAAUCAAAUAAUUGAAAAUGUGAAACCUACCACUUGCCUAUAUCGCCAAAAUGUAAAACCAAUGAAAAGUGUUAAAAUAUCAAAAAAUGGUGUAGAAGCAAUAACUCCAAAACAUUUGCAACGCUCAUUUCGUGCGAAUCCAUCGUACAUUUCCAAGAAGAAGGAUUAUAUAAAAUUAAAUGUUGUAAAAGAAAAGAAGAAGGAAGAGAAUGAGAAUGAGAAGAAAUCAUCGAAUCCUGAUAAAGAAUUGAAAAAGGAAGAGGAUAAUGAGGAAGAAAAAAAAUUAGAUGUUAAAGAAGAAUUGGAAAAGGAAGAGGAUAAGGAAGAAAAAAAUUAGAUGUUAAAGAAGGACCGGAAAGGGAAGAGAAUAAGGUAGAAAAAAAAUUAACUAUUAAAGAAGAAGUGGAAAAGGAUGAAAAAAAAUUAGACACUGAAGAAAAAGUGAAAGAAAAAGAAAGUGUUAUAACAUCUACCAAAGAAGUAUGUUUCGCAUUUUUUAACUUUUACUUUAAACUCUGUAUCUUUUUAAUUUUUCAAAUUU
Apis florea (little honeybee) is the source of this 720-nucleotide messenger RNA. RefSeq lists its product as uncharacterized. Gene Ontology annotation, cellular component: axonemal microtubule. NCBI's taxonomy places the organism in Eukaryota, Metazoa, Arthropoda, Insecta, Hymenoptera, Apidae. The record is from RefSeq and is a predicted model, not a curated record.